Messenger RNA from Guillardia theta CCMP2712, 3401 nucleotides. RefSeq lists its product as hypothetical. The transcript has 17 exons. The record is from RefSeq and is a predicted model, not a curated record. NCBI's taxonomy places the organism in Eukaryota, Cryptophyceae, Pyrenomonadales, Geminigeraceae. The coding region runs from base 1 to 3150 and encodes 1049 amino acids.
AUGCAGUCAGACGACGACCUCUCCGUGCGGUCAUCCUCGGCAGCUCUGUCAUAUACCACUUACACGGACGACGAUGACGAGGAUGACAAGCCGGUCACCGUCGCUUCAUCCAGGAAGAACGACCUGUACAAGGAGCAUGAUGGUUGUCUUCUUGAUCAAAUCAAUCAGGACCUUGGAAAGUCGUUGGUGUUGAAGACAGAGAAGAAGAGAAGCAGAGCGCGAGGCAUCCUUGGAAUCAUGAAGGGAGUUAUCGACGACUUUCUGGUGCCUCCAGAGAUCCGUCCGUAUUUCGAGAGAGAGCAGCGCGAAAUACAGAAGGAGCAAAAGCUACAGCAGAAACUGGAGAAGAACGCGCAGCCAGACUUGGACAAGAUGUUUGCUCGUCAAGAUGUGGCUGCUGGACAAGAAGUAUCGCGUAGAAGAGACGGAUUCGCAGCUGUUAAGCUUCCCGAUGGAUCGACGUACGAGGGGGAGUGGAUGGAGUACAAGCAGCAUGGCUACGGCAAGAUGACGUUUCCCGACGGUUCUCAGUACAGCGGUUUCUUCUCUGAGGGCAAGCGGAGUGGAGUCGGAGGUUUCCGGAGCGAGGCAGGUGGGAGAAGCUACAAGGGCGAGUGGCUGAAUGGGAAGGCGCAUGGGCAUGGGGAGCGACACGAUCGGAUGAAGGGAGUCAUCUACUCCGGGCAGUGGCUCCACGGGAAGCGACAUGGUUGCGGGAUGCAGCUGGACUGCAGGACUGGAAACGUCUUGUCAGGAAGUUGGAAGGAGGGGAUGAAAGACGGGACUGCCGUCUUCGUCUCCAAUGAGAUGAAAGAUGGACUUGGGAAGUUCAUUGAGACUUGGAAAGACGGCGUUCUGCUCGCUCGCUCCCCUUACGAUCCAAUCCUGCAUGGCACCGACCUAGUCAACGAAGCGAGCGGAGCAGCGAACCUCGCGAAGCUCAAGGCCAUGGAGUGUGAAAGAAGAGACUCGUCGAGAUGGACUGGCAAGAUGGAGGAGCAGGACAGGCAGGAGGCAGCAGCAGCUCCUGCCUCUUGUGACGACACCGAGUAUGCCUUGAUCCCUGAGAGAGAAUUCCGUCGACUGAUCCAUCUUGCUCACUCCCCUGAUCCACAAGUAGAGCACAUGGUGCUGCAAGUCUUCGACGGAGCUGCUGAGCAGCCAGGCUCUUAUGAAGGCGAGACCGUCUUCAGAGUGAAGCAAGAGGUGUGGGAUUCGAGCAUCCGUCAACUGCAACAUCACUUUGCGCGUAAAAUUCAGAGACAUUGGAGAAACAACGGGCUGAGACGGCUUGUCGCUGCUUGCAAGAAAUCGUAUAAAGAUGCUGUAGAGAAACAGAACGUGAUGGAUGGGGAGGCUGCAGCGAAGAAAGCGGCGAGGGAGUCAUCGCUUGUGAAGCAGCUGAAUGAAGGAGGAGCGACAGCAGCAGCCCUCUUCGAUCGCAUCGCAAGAGACCCCAAGAAGCGAGAGGCUUCCAGGCUCUUGUACGAGGCGAGGCAGCUCUACAGCAUGGAGUCACGAGUCCUCCCCGGCAUGGAGACCAACGACUACCUGGUCUUGUCGCAACGUCUUGUGCGGCGCCUGCAGAUCCUCGAGAAGGAUGCGAAUGCUGGUCGACGAAUGUGGGACAAGGCCAAACUGAGGUUGAAGUUCAUCUCCGCCUCCAAGCCGAGGAGCGACAACAUCGUGAAGAAGAGAAGCCUGAUGAGGUUUGAGGACGACUACGGUGCCGGCGAGAACUCCGCCGCUCUCUCAAGCUACAAGUUCGCCGACGGCACCUCCUACAACGGAGAGACACAGGCUGGGCUGCCGCACGGGUUCGGAGCGGCCUUAUAUCCGGAUGGCAGCACCUUCUCGGGUCAGUUUGCCAAGGGGAAGAGGAAUGGGCUGGGGGUUUACAGCAAGACGAUCAACUCGCGGACCCUCAAGCACAUGGGCGAGUGGCUUCACGACUUGAGACAUGGGUUCGCCAUCGAGCAGCUGCACCUGCCGGCGAAGCCUCUCAAGCUCUUCAUGUGUGAGUAUCACUUCAACACCUCGCUGGCGAAGGAGGCCGUCCUCGACCCGGAGAGCACGCGCGAGUGGGUCAGAGCGUGCGAGCACGUGUCUGACCUCGCCAACAAAUUCGCCUUCGACUCGAAGCGACCGGCGGCUACCGGGAAGCUGCGACUGCGACUAGAGCCCUCGGAGCUCAUCGAGUUCGAGCCAGCGCAAGGGAUCUCCGUGCUGACGGUCAUGGCAGGCGAGCUCAACGAGGGUCUCAAGCACGGGGUAGGUCACAUGCGAUGGCACGACGGCCGGAUGUUCGCCGGAGGGUUCGCGGGAGGCAAGAUGACGGGGCUGGGGAUGCUGAUGGAAGCAGACGGGUCCGUCUUCUUGGGGAGGUUCCGCGAGGGCGACCAAGACGGCUAUGGAGGGUUCUUCUCGUCCGACGGGAUCGUGCUGAUAGGGAUGUGGAGGUCAGGGCGACGGCAUGGAGCUGGGGUCGAGCAGGAAGAGAGAGAAGGUCAAGUGAAGUGGAAGGCGGUGGUGCAGUACCAACAGGACGAGCUGACGAAGUCUCCAGCUGGAUCGAAGCGGCUGAGCGAACCAUCCAUGACGCUUGUCGGCGAGUGGUGGCGCACGCAAGCAAGUCUGGCCUUCCCGCCGACCAGGCAAGAGUUUCAAGGGGAUGGCAAUGGAUACAAGAUGUUUGUAGGAGGCCACGUGAACGACCAGCGGAAUGGGUAUGGCGUGCUUAUGAAGCAUGAUGGGACAAGAUACGUCGGUGAAUGGAUGCGAGACCUUCCUCACGGUCUCGGAGUGGAGUAUUACCCGGACAAGUCGGUCUACCAGGGGAACUUCCGGAGGGGGAAGCGAGAGGGGCUAGGGAAGUACACGCUUGAAGACGGCAGCUUCUAUCUCGGAGAAUGGAGACAAGGGAGGAGACAAGGGAGGGGCUGGGAGCACGAGCUGUUCAAGAUGGGAACCUCUGCCAUCAACAUCCGAGACUGGCUGGUGGAAUUCGAUGACGACAAGGAGAUGAGUCGCAAACCGAAGCGCAACAAGCAGGAGGGCAGCUGGACAAGGGAAGCAGAGGCGAAGGCGAGCAAGGCAGCUGCGAUCGAAGAAGAGACGAUCCAAGACUACGAGGACCUGCUGGACAUCUAAGGUAAACCUCGACUCUCUCUUCCUGCAUUGCCAUGGAACUCGCUCUACUGGCUCACCUCUUGCUCAGCUUGUGUCUACUUGAGCUUGCGGUGAUCUGUCUCCGAUCAUCUUCACAUCACAGGAUGGUUGUCGACUGUGCAAUGUCUUAGAGUCCGUAUUCAGGUGUAGACUGAUCAAGAAACAAACCCAGUCAUCGAGGAGAGAAGAAGAUGAUCGACUGUCACUCCUUGUCCUCGUUCCUCAUUGAAAGC